AAUUAGCAAUUAAUUUUACAUCAGAAAACUAGUAAUUUUACAUCAAAAAAAAAAAAACUUAUAGAUCAGUAAUUUAUUAAGAAAAAUUUAUACCGGUAUUAAUUUACUUUAUAGGAACGGUUCUUUUAGGAACAAAGGUCUUCCAGGGUUUGUAAAAACGGAUUCUAUCAUAUCCAGCCCAAUUGUGAAAAUAACAAGUCUUACCAUAGUUGUUUUUAAUUAGGUCUUGCCAGAAGAGAUUAAGCAUCCACGGCUAGAGGAGUUUUUGGCAUAGGUUAAGUGAUCAAAAGUCUAAUGUGCAACUUUAGCAACGAUUCAAAUGAUAUGAUGGCGCGGCAAUUAUUUAAAAAGAAAUGAUCAUUUUACCGAAAGUCAUUUUACCGAAAGUCAUUUCACCGACAGUUUUGAAAUCCUUAUUCUAAUUCUAACCCUAACCAUAACUCUAAUCCUAAUUCCCUUGAAAUGUCUAUCUAUGAGAUAUCUGUUGAUUACAGUAUGUAUGACAAUAUUUGGAACAAUAAGUUCUACAAACCUUUACGCGAUUAGUUUAUAUACUAAUAUCAUACACCACAAUUCUUUAUUAUUUCAAUGCAUGCAAAAUUACACAACUCCGCGCACGCAUACUACACAUUAUUAG
Rhizophagus irregularis DAOM 181602=DAOM 197198 is the source of this 637-nucleotide messenger RNA. The record is from RefSeq and is a predicted model, not a curated record. Lineage: Eukaryota; Fungi; Glomeromycota; Glomeromycetes; Glomerales; Glomeraceae.